Orbicella faveolata is the source of this 5649-nucleotide messenger RNA. Its product is annotated as creatine kinase, flagellar-like. The record is from RefSeq and is a predicted model, not a curated record. Lineage: Eukaryota; Metazoa; Cnidaria; Anthozoa; Scleractinia; Merulinidae. Gene Ontology annotation, molecular function: creatine kinase activity. Gene Ontology annotation, biological process: phosphocreatine biosynthetic process.
CUGAGAAUUAGUAAAGGUGCACCAAAUGUUUUAUUGGCCUUAACAACAUCCUGUCGACCGAAUUCGACCAUAACUUCUCCGGGUUCGUUUACCUCCCUUGUUUGACUCGGUCUCGGCUGUUUCUCCUAAGCCGUGAAAGUAAAAAAUAUCCCAAAUCUGUUCAGAAGAUAUCUAGUAAAAUUUGAGUUACAGAGGUACUGAACAAGAAAGAACAGCCUUGCAGCAACCGGCAUCGGCGAAACGUUCAUCUUGCCCAGCUAGUACUUGUUUACGCAUUUUUAAUAUGAUCAAAAGAAUGGUAAACGUUGUUGGUUCCCUCUCGUUCGUUUUUCACUGAAUGUCACUGGAUUGUAGCUCCCAUUCGGAGCGGAGUCUGAUACGUUCAGUGGCCGGUGAGCGUUGAAUGUGUCGAAUCAGUAUUCGCUAUUCAUUUCAGUGACAGUGAAAAUAGUCAACUAGCUAUCGAAACUAAGUUAACCUCAAACAUCAGCGGGUGCAUUGAAAGUGGAAACAGGUCGUCCUGCAAGCGCGUUCUAUAUUCGAUGUAAACAUUUCAGGAGUCAGUUAGAAGCUCGGUUUAUAUUACAAGCGGUUCGAGCACGCGUACGGUACCCCUUACCGUGUCAAAAUUUUGGCUUGUCAAAUGUCCAUUUGUCGGCACAUGACAAGAUUUUUUUAAUUUUGGGAUGAUCGGCACUUCGAAAACGAUAAAUGGCUCUUCAGGUUAUCAAACAUAUGGAUGUAUUUAUCGGUUUUGGAACCACUUCCGGGUUAAUACAUGUAUGGCGAUAUAUCGGUGAUAAAUAACGGCAUCAGGAAGACACGACUAAUGUUUCACAAAGAAAACGACAAUUCUGAAAAGAAGGGGAGAAAACGCCGGUCCCUUAUUGUGUUUAUCCAUAAUAUCGAACAACAGAGAAUAGUUUUUAUCCGUCAUGUCCAAGCCAUUAAACAGUCGCCAGCAAUGAAUAACUGCUCUGAUCGACUGCAGUUUGGAUGGGAUACUCAAAUGUGAAUGAAAUGAAAUAAAGAGGAUAAGAGCCUCUGACACUAAGGGUACGUAUAAACUUGUAAACAAUAUUUCUUUAAUCUUAGACUUGCAUUGAACGGUUUUACAACUUUACGACGAGAACUGGAUAGUUUUCUCUCCCGAUAGUUCAAUUAAAUUCUGUAUUGCUUCCUUAAUUCAUGCAGAAAAGUGAUGAAGUUUUCGAGAUGCUUCAUCCUAGCCGGACGCCAUCUUGAAUUUGGUCCUCUUCAGCUCCAAUCAAGAUCCUCUCCAUCUGUUUGUUUUCCUUGCGCUUUCAUCUCGCACCUGAUUGGUUGUUACACAAUUUUCAUGUCAAAAUCAAAUUGAACUGUUGUAGGAUUGUUUAUUUGCAGUAAAACAAGUAGAUUUGUUGCUUGAAAAGCAAGAACGAGAACCCGGCCCUCAAGACAACUGUAGCAGAGAAACGUAUAACAGAGAGCGAACAAGCUAAUGGAACAAGCUGAGUAUUCGUUUUCAAGACGAUUAAACGCACAAAGCAAUAUUAAUAUCAUACAGACCACGGCUUAUAAUUUGUAGGCAUUGGGCAAUACCUCUUCUGUUUCUUAGUCUUCACUUGUCAUAGAGUUAAGACCUCUUUUGUUUUCUUGCAUGAAUAACGUUUUUAAACAACAAUGUAAAGGUCUGUCAUUAGAUUUCCGGUGGUCUGAUUAGAACAAGUAAUGGAUAUCUUGGUAUGCAUAAAACUGAAAGAACAAUGUAUACCUGAAUGUUUGCAGAUAACGAGACUGUUUGUAUGUCUCUGAUAUCUCACCUGCAGUUGCACUGCAGUUGCGCAUUUUUAUUAUAAAGUUACCUCAGCUGAAGUUCGAAAUCCCUGGUUUUAUGAUAUCGUGAUAGAGUUCACAUUUACUCGAUUUUGGGUCAGUUAGACGGAUUUAUGCUCGGUCAAGUUUCACUACACUUCUUGAGAUCUGAGUAGCCAUCAAAUCAUCAAGAAUCAUAUCAGCUUUCGCUGCUCAUUUACUAACUAUAGCGUUCAAAGAUUGUUCUGUAAACUUAUUCUUCGUUCAAGUUAUGCAGAUUGGUGUACAGUAUGCUGAUGAUGCAGCAAAUUAAAGAUAUGCGUUAUUGCUCAAGCGUAAGGUCAAGUUAGCGUGGUUAUGGACCGAGACGCGGUCGAAGUCUAUAAUCCGCGUGAUGAUCACGCACGAAAAAAAAACGAGGCCAGUAUCAUCCUAUAUCGAUCAAGAUUAGUCAGUGAACGGAUUUAUUACAAAGUAAAAAGAACACCAUUUCAACAUUUCCACUCAAAUAUUAAUUUAUUUAAUUAGAAUGUUUUUUAACUGCCUUACUAACAACGCCACGAGUUCUAUAGUCAAAGUUGCAACCUUACAAAUAACAAGCCAUCACUUUUUCUCCACUUCGGCAUUCCAUUUUGUACUAAAACCGUCUUCUUUAAGAUUUCAGAAGUCAUCUGGCAGGUUUUGCAAAGGACCUAUUAUGUAACUCAAUAUUGUUGAAAAUUCAUUGGCAAUCCUGUUACAACCUUUGGGCCAUUGAUUAGCAUUAAUUUGGUUUUGUGACGUAUUACCAUUUAAGAAACUUAGAACGUAGUUUCGCGCGCUGCUUGUCAUCAAUCAGUCAGGAAUAGAAAUCAGCUGGCCUACCAAAGUUAAGUUAUCGGGGUGGUUAAGGAAUUUACCAAGAGCUGUGAUGGGUUGCGGAGGCUCGAAACUUUCUCCUCCGCCGGCGAAAGAACCUCCUCCUGAAGUAGAACAAAACCCUGAAGCUGAAUCGACAAUGAAGAAAGCAGCAGCACCGAAACCUGCAGCAAGCUCCCAGUCUUCAAGCGGAAACUACCCUGAUCUGUCGCAGCAUAACAACUGGAUGGCAAGAUGCCUCACAAAGGAGAUUUAUGAAAAGCUCUGCGACAAGAAAACUCCAAGCGGCUUCUCGCUAGAUCAGGCCAUUCAAACCGGUGUGGACAAUCCAGGUCAUCCUUUCAUCAUGACAGUGGGCUGUGUUGCAGGCGACGAAGAAUCGUACGAAGUCUUCGCAGACCUUUUUGACCCGGUCAUCGAGAAGCGCCAUGGAGGAUACCAGAAGACAGAUCGCCACAGAACCGAUUUGAAUCCUGAGAAUCUUAUUGGUGGAAUGCUUGAUGAGAAGUAUGUGUUGUCGUCUCGAGUGAGGACCGGCAGAAGCAUAAAGAAUCUUAGCUUGCCACCUCAAUGCACACGAGCUGAGCGGCGCAAGGUAGAGGCGUUGGUGACCGAGGCUCUGGACUCCUUGGACGGCGAAUUCAAAGGGAAGUAUUACCCACUGGCAAAGAUGACGGAGAAGGAACAAGAGCAGCUUAUCGAAGACCACUUCUUAUUCGACAAGCCUGUGUCUCCUCUUCUGCUCGCGUCCCGCAUGGCUCGGGACUGGCCUGAUGCCCGCGGUAUCUGGCACAAUGACAAAAAGAACUUUCUCGUCUGGGUCAAUGAAGAGGACCACACUCGUGUUAUAUCCAUGGAGAAGGGCGGGAACAUGAAAGGUGUUUUCGAGCGUUUCUGCACCGGACUUAACAAAGUUGAAGCUGCCAUUAAAGGCAAAGGAUAUGGAUUUAUGUGGAACGAACAUCUAGGGUACAUUCUGACCUGCCCGUCCAAUCUCGGGACGGGACUUAGGGGUGGGGUGCACCUGAAGAUCCCCCAUGUCAGCCAACAGAAAGAGUUCGCCGACAUCCUGAAGAAGCUUCGUCUUCAAAAGCGUGGUGUUGGAGGUGUCGACACCGAGGCAGUUGGAGGCACGUUCGACAUUUCCAAUGCAGACCGACUGGGAUCGUCUGAAGUGGAGCAGGUGCAGUGUGUAGUCGACGGUGUCAGUUUGCUGAUUGUAAUGGAGAAAGAACUGGAGGCCGGAAAACCUAUCACCAGCCUGUAUGAGAAACUCAUGUCCGGUACACCCGCGCGGCAAAUCGUUGUCGAGGCCGAGAAAGGAGAAGUAACAACAGUCAGCAACUUUCCAGAUCUUUCCCAGCACAACAACUGGAUGUCGAGAUGCCUGACCAAAGAAAUUUACGACAAGCUUUCCGUGAAGAAGACACCUUCAGGCUUCACGUUGGACCAAGCCAUUCAGACAGGCGUAGACAAUCCAGGCCACCCUUUUAUCAUGACAGUUGGCUGUGUCGCUGGAGAUGAAGAGUCUUACGAUGUCUUUGCUGAGUUGUUUGAUCCCGUGAUCGAGGGACGCCACAACGGCUACAAGAAGGACGCGCUUCACAAGACCGACUUGAACGCACAAAAUCUUGUUGGAGGCGAAGACCUGGACAGCAACUUCGUCCUCUCAAGCCGUGUUAGGACUGGGCGCAGCAUCCGGGGUUUGGCCUUACCACCUCACUGCACCCGUGCCGAACGCCGGGAAGUUGAGAAGGUCGUAGUGGAAGCCUUAGACACGCUAAAAGGAAGUUUACAAGGAAAGUACUACCCCUUGAAUAAGAUGACACCACAAGAGCAAGAUCAAUUGAUUGAAGACCACUUCCUGUUUGAUAAACCGGUCUCACCACUGCUUUUGUCUUCCGGGAUGGCUCGGGAUUGGCCCGAUGCUCGCGGGAUCUGGCACAACGACCAGAAGACCGUGCUGGUGUGGGUAAACGAAGAGGACCAUACACGCGUCAUCUCCAUGCAAAAGGGCGGCAACAUGAGAGAAGUCUUCACUCGCUUUUGUGAAGGUCUUCAACAGAUCGAGGACGCCAUGAAAAAGAAAGGUAAAGCAUUCAUGUGGAAUAAGCAUCUGGGGUUCAUACUCACGUGCCCAUCUAAUCUGGGCACGGGCUUGCGCGCUGGCGUGCACGUGAAACUACCCACGUUAUCAAAAGACGAGCGCUUUGAAGACAUCCUCAAGAAGCUGCGCCUACAGAAGCGUGGAACUGGAGGAGUGGACACCGCCUCUACUGACGGCAUCUUUGACGUGUCAAAUCUGGACCGACUGGGCUUCUCUGAGGUGGAACUCGUUCAGAAAGUCGUCGAUGGCGUCAAGCUUCUUGUUGACAUGGAGAAGUGUCUUAUGGAAGGAAAGUCCAUUGACGAUCUGGUGCCAAACUAAAAGAGACUUCUCUUAAAUAUGAGAACUUUGAAAACACUUUUGAAAACUUUCUUUUAAGGCUUAAUCACUGGAAGCCAAACUUUGCUUAAUGUGUGAACUAACGUAUCUGAUGCCGUAGUAGGAGAGACCUGUCAGAAUUUCAGAACUCUGACAAGUUCUUGAGCUUUUUCAAAAGCUUAUACACAACUUUGUAAUGUUUAAUGACAUAGGCUGGUGUUUGAUUUGAAACCCAUAAUUACUCUUCAACCAGGAAAAUAUCGUAGAAUUGGCCAGUAGCAAGACUGAACAGUGUUGCAGUAUCUGUUUACAGAAACCUCUAGACAUGUGUUCUUGAAACGAAAUACAUCCUCGGAUUACCAAAUUGAAAUGUCUGUGAGAGGUUACACGUAAUGAGUGUUCCAUAGCAAACGAAACAUGAUGUAUAAAAUGAACAGUGUGGGUAAUAUAGAGUGCCUUACUUCAGUGGAAGUACGUAAAAUAUUCAACGAAGUAUCUUGAGUCUGCACAUAGAAUUGUUUGAGUGUAAUACAAAACAGGAUAAUAAAUUCUGGCUUUUUCUGGAAUUGAAA